Molecule: messenger RNA, 1317 nt
Organism: Fusarium venenatum
Lineage: Eukaryota; Fungi; Ascomycota; Sordariomycetes; Hypocreales; Nectriaceae
Source: RefSeq, a predicted model, not a curated record
AUGGCUCCACCUCCGCCUCCAGCUGUGGAAAUCAGCAGGCCUAUGAAUCGUGAUGCGGAUCGUUCAGUUCCGAUCCAUCCGCCUCCAACCCGUUCAGUUCCGUGUUGUUCAUUCCCGGUCGCUUGUCUUCAAGAGACCAAACUCGGAGACCGAUAUGAUUCUGCCAGGAAAAUCGAGAAGGCCAUCCGGAGAAUACAGCCUGGGUUCCGUAUCCGAGUUGAACAUUUUGCCGCCAUUCUGCUGGUUGAACAAGAAGAUCUCCAGCAUGAGGACGAGGGGGGUCACCUUUCACACGAGAGGUGCAACCCUUGGCAACUGAAACGUCGACUGGAAAAAAUCUCGCCAUUUUGCAAGCAUUAUAUGCUUCACCUUGACCCAAGAAACUUGGAUCUAAAGCACUGGGUUCACGCCAAACCUGUGCCGCUGGUAUCACAGCCCCUACUAAGCCCCGAAAUGAGCUACGACGAGAUUCAGUUGUCGACGCACUACCGUGCAUCUUUCAGAACUCAAACGACUAUCGACGAAGUUCCUAAGAAUAUCGCUCAGCGGGGAGAGAGGGAGUGCAGAGAGCGCGAUGGAUAUAAAUGUGUUAUAACAGGAAGAUCUAGCCCUCGUGUAUUUUGGCUGAUUCCCAAGGGGUUUAAUGAUACCAAAAACAACAAUAACGCAACCGGCAAUUUUGAAGCAGGAUGCGUCUACUUAACCAAGAUCGACCUUCUAGACGAUAUUCACAGUGCGACUGAGCUCGGCAAGACCCAUAAAGUCUGGAACAUGCUCUGCGUUGAUCCAGCUAUUUACGAUACUCUUGCACAGGGUCUGUGUGCAUUCAAGUACAUAGGUAUAGAAGAACUUCGUGACGGACACUGUCAGGUGCAGUUGAAGUUCUUUUGGAUGCCUAAGCUACCUCCACGAUUUGGCCAAAUUAUGGAUCUUAAUGCAAUCAUGAAAUUCAAUCCCAAAGACAACGCACAAGGCUUCAUAAGCUUCCAAAACAUCGAAAGAGGAAAGGAUAUCUCUGCCGACCUUACGAUGUUUAAGAACUCCGGCUGCCCUAUGCCGGAUCGAAUUGACAAGCGAGAGGCCAUAUCGACUCCACCACUUUUGUCAGGCAAAGACGUCAAUAUAAAGAUGCCAAAACGAGAGUCGAGACUGUUUAAAACGGUAAUCGAGAUACAUUGGGCUUGUGUUACAUUCACAGCUCUUUGUGGUGGCGCUGGACGUGCCUGGUACUUAAUUGGCAUGAAUCAGGCAGAUGGCUCUCUUCAGCCGAGAUGGGAGCAAUACAAAGAGGAUAAACACACGGGUCUCACAGAUUAA